Messenger RNA from Melitaea cinxia (Glanville fritillary), 1943 nucleotides. RefSeq lists its product as uncharacterized. The record is from RefSeq and is a predicted model, not a curated record. Bases 311 to 646 code for a protein of 111 amino acids. Lineage: Eukaryota; Metazoa; Arthropoda; Insecta; Lepidoptera; Nymphalidae. The transcript is spliced from 5 exons.
GGCGACACUUUUUUUGCUAUACUUUGUAUACCAAACUUGAAUUUUUAUAUAAAUUGGCAAAAUUGUACGUCAAAAUGAAAAAAUUUAAACGUCGGAAACGUCGUAAUUGUCAAAUUUUGACUCGAACAAUUAUUUCCUAACCGCCAUAUUAUAUUGCAACCACCGAGUAACCACGCCCGGAAUUUUGGAUUUUUAGUUUUUUCUGCAUAAAUAUUUUCUGAGCCCUAAUACUUUAUUGUGAGAAUAUUAUUCGUCGCUUCUAGGGAUUUACUAUGGAAAAAACAGUGAAACGCAAUGUGAGAUAUCAAAAAUGUACUAUUUGUGGUCUAAAGAGGACCCCUGGACUGGAGCCAAUGUAUUUUUGAAGAAGUUUCCACUUGAUCCAGAUCGUUUUCAAGAUAUAACAAAUUCAGAGAAUGUGCAAUGGAAUGAAAAUAUUUUAUCUAAAAAUGCUGAAUACAGCUUUCUCCCUUUGCCCUCUACUUCGCAGCCACCACAAGGACUUACUUUUGAAAAAACACUAGAUUCUACAUUAACUGAACGUGAGAAGAUCCUGCUGAGUUAUUUGACUCAAACUAAAUUAAGCUUAAAGCGUUUGGCAGUCGAAAUGCGAACUGUGAGGAAGACACUAAUAAAUUGUUUGUAGCUUAUAACGAUAUUAGCAGGGUCCGCACUGACAUGCCUAAUAGAAAUAAUAAUGAUGACAUUCAAGUUGUUGAUGAGAUAGUUUAUCCUGUUUUGUCUUUGCCCAAUGAAAUCGAUUUCUUUUUAUAUGAAAAUGAUUUAUGUAACUUUUUGGAGCAGCCAGUAGUAUAUGUUAGUGGUUAUUUAGCUGCAAAAUUAUUAGAUAGAACGAAAUGUCAGAAAUGUAAAGAUUCGUUAAAAGUUGAUAAACCAGUAGACGACUUAAACAAUUAUAUUAGUUUUAAAGAAUGGUGGAAAGAUUCGAGCUCAUUGUGCUUUCCUUCUAAACCUUUAUGUCAUUUUGUAAACAAGAGCCAAAUUCAUUUCAAAGCUAUUAUAUCUCAGGACUUACAAAUUAAAAAUAUAAAGCACUAGACUAGUUUGCAAUUAAGUAAUGAGCAUUUUAUAGAAAAAAACAAAUCAAUUAAUUCAUAAUCUUUGUUUAUUAUUCAUUAGAAAAUCAUGUAAAGACAAAAAUAUACAAUUAGAAUAAUGUGAUCAAGACAAAGCUUAGAUAACAAUUUUUAAGAUUCUUGUUGAAUAUUUAUAUUGUCAGUACUAUAAAACAAUGUUUGUAGAAAACAUACAUAUUGGCAGUUCUUCUUGACAUCUAAUGUCUUUGCAAUGUUUUUUGUUUUCCAAGUUUUUAAAUGUGUAUAUUUUAGCUUAGAAACAAAAAAAAAAAAAAAUUCCGCUGUGGCUUCGCCCACAUAGAUUACGCGAUUUUCGCUAUUUCGUUUUCUCCCAUAAUCCGCUGUUCGUUUAUCCACAUACCAUUAAAUGGCGUACAUGGAAUUGUAGCAUCCCGUGAAAGAAUUUUUAAAAUCGGUAGUACUUUAUGGAAUUACCUACUACAAACAUUUAAUAAUACAAAAAUAAGAAUUUAGAAGAUUACUCUAAAUAUGUUCUUAUUAUGUUUGUAAAUCAUUAUGUUUUUUAUCUGUAUGCCUAGGAUCAUUAUAUAACGCUUUUCAGAAUUGUUUUUACUUAGAUAAUAUCUGUAUAUAUAUGUUAUGUUUGUUUGUUAUUUACUGUAUGUCGGAUCGUUACAUAUGUAACGUUUAAAAAAUUUAGAUUUUUGUGAAUAUGUUAUGGGUCAAAUUCAUCGUCUUGGUUGUUAUUGAUUGAUAAUUACUGUUUUGCGAGAUCAUUUCAUUUGUAUCACUUUUUAAGAGUUGAUUUUUUUGUGACUAUGCUACGUUAAGUGUUAAAUCAUGUUGUUUGUUAAUUUUUGAUAAUUACUAUUUGUUACUAUUUAA